Molecule: messenger RNA, 2781 nt
Organism: Theileria equi strain WA
Lineage: Eukaryota; Apicomplexa; Aconoidasida; Piroplasmida; Theileriidae
Exons: 1
Coding region: 1-2781 (926 amino acids)
Source: RefSeq, a predicted model, not a curated record
AUGCCUCUCAUAAAUAUAAAGUACAAAUGUCCAAAAGGAGAAGACAGUCGAGCAACAACUGUAGAAUGUUCAACACACAAGCAUUUUAGAGCCUUUCUAUCAAAUGUAUACAGUGAUUCUAAGGAGGCAGAUUACAGAGUAUGUAAACAUACGAGGGAUAGAGUAAGUAUCAUUACUCUGAAAUAUGGUGGAAAAGAACUCACCAUUGCAGACGAUACAUCCGCUAAACUCACCAAUAUACACCCUAAUAUAAAAGAAGUAUCCACAUAUUAUCACAAAUACUAUGACAGUGAUAAUAAGGAAAUAAAUAAACCUCUUGUAUUGAAACUUAAAGAGUAUGGUGGUAAGGUGCACUGGUAUUCCAAUGCAGACGCAAGGGAUGAAAAAGGUGAACAAGAUGGAGGAACUACAUGGGAACCAAAUACUAAAUGGAAUGCGAUAGAUGGAAACAAGUUUUAUGAUCGAGAUCUAAAAGGCGAUGUACUUAAGAGACAGCUCGAUGAACUCACCUGCAAACUCCACAAUCUUCAUUAUAUUGAUAUUUCCAGGAAUGAGAAACCUGAUCCUUACUACUCUUGUCCUGUUUGCAAAAAGUACAGUGUCAGAGUUUCUAAGGAUGACACUAUUGGAGAAUAUACAAAGUACAAACACACAUACACUGCCGAUGCAAACUCCGUUAGGUAUAACGAUACUCUCCUUAAAUGGAGAUAUGAAGAAGGGGACGUUGACUAUGAUGAAACAUUUCCACUUGAAAGUGACAAAAUCCCUUACCUGACAGUAUAUUACUGGGAAAAGGACAAGGAGCAUACAAAACCUCUUAUCUUAGAGGUUGGUCUUGGAUAUGCAUCACUUUAUUAUGUAAAUGAUAGGAAUGUAAAUGAUAGGAAUGUAAAUAAUAAUGAUAAUAGUAGGUGGAGUAGGAUUACUGGAAAAGAUGGUGGUCUACAACUUGAAGAUGAUGAACUCAAAAAGGCACUUCAAGAACUUAAGUACAACCUUUUCAAACCAGUGAUUAUAGAUGCUUCUAAGAAGGAUAGUUAUAACCAAUACUGUAUAAAGGAAGGAUGUACUAAUGCAAGUUGUCCUAAUGAAGUAAAGGUUGAGAAUUACGAUGGUUCUAUAUAUGGAUUUAAAAACUGUAUUGGUUGGAGGCACACUUACGGAAAAGAUAAUAAGACCUUUACAAUUACAAACUUCACUGGGGGACCUUCCGAAGGUAAAGAUCUGAUAGAAUUUCCAAUAUGGGACGUUACUAAGGUAGUGGUCUUCUUUCCGGGGUGUAGCACAAAGAAAACUGUUUCUGAAACACCUCUUGUAGUUUAUCUUGAGAAUGGGAAUGGAAAUAUUAACAGGUGGUCCAGGAACACUGAUCCGAAUGGUGCUAACAAAUGGGAAGACAUAUCCUGUCAAUUUAAUAAAUCACCAAGUGGUGUUCCUGAUCUUGUAACAACUCUGAAUGAUAUUACGAAGGAGCUAAAACUUAACUGUCCAGUAGAGGAAAAACAGGAACUAAAUCAGGCAAGAUCUCCUAUGGGUACAGCAUCAGCGGUAAGAGAAGAUUCAGUAGUAGAACCCGUAGAAGUAUUUUUAGAACCAGAAGUAGUAUCAGUAGGAGGUCCUGGUAGAGGUGGCGAAGCUAAGGAAGGAGAACCUGGUAAACCUAAAGAAACUAAAGAAGACCAUGAUGAGCGAUCUCUUGUUCAAAAUAUUCCUGGUACUAAAACUGUUGGUGCUAUACCUGGUAUUACUGCUCCUGCUGGUCCUAAGGUAGAAGGACCUCAAGGACCUAGAGGACAUGAAGAAGCUACUGAAGACAUUACUCAAACUGAUCGUGAAGUUAAAGAAGUCGAUCCUGGCUCUACUUCCGAAGAAGUUACUGAUUCUGAAGUUGCUACCGGUGCUGGUAAAGGUGAAUCUGGAAUAGGAGGCUCUGGUCGAGAAAAUUCUCAGGAUAUUAGUACAGGAAGUGGAUAUCCUGGUGGAUUAUUUGAUUGGGGUUCACUUGCCUCUACGCUUGGAGAUUUUGCUGAAAAAGCAGUUAGCCCUCUUAUAGAACUUAAAUCAGCUCUUGCUGGCGCUGUUAGUAUAGGUGCUACAAAAGCAGCUUAUAACCUGGUUAACGUUCUUGCUAAGGCUGGUGAACCUCCAAAAUCUCCUUCUGGGUCUCAAGGAUCUGGUGGAGGUGAUAAAGCUGCUAAAAAGGAUCAAGAAUCUAAAGUUACCAAGAACGAAGAAGUUAAUACUGCUACUGAUCCUGAACUUGUUCCUCUGUACAUUCCUGAAUCUAAAGCUUAUAGUGAAACUAAAGAAACACAUGCUAGAGAUGCUAAAAGACCUGGUCCUCAUGUUUCUAGCGAAGCUAAUGUUGGUCAGUCUGGACAUAAUGCUGGAGGUGGUGAAACUGCUUCUGAACAAAUUAUUAAUAAAGGUAUAGAUGAUCAAACUCGACAAGCUGAAGAAAGUAAAGAUGGACCUCCGAAACAUGAUAAAGAAGAGAAAGAAGAAUUUAAAACUGCUAAAGCUACUCCUCCUGAAGGUGUUCAAGCUCAACAUCCUGCUGCAGAUCGAUCUGGUCCUUCUGAUUCUACCACUCCUCCUACUGAACCUCCUCAAGAAAAAGCUGAACAACUUGUUGAUGGAGCCUCUGGCCUUACUAUUACUGCUAUUCUCACUGGUAUGGGCACAUAUGGUGGCCCUCUUGCCGGAGCUGGCGCAACAUUUUUUGGAGGAUGGAAACUUUAUAAUCGCUAUAAGGGAGAUCCUUGGGUUAGACAGAUUUGA